Cuscuta epithymum is the source of this 8568-nucleotide messenger RNA. The record is from the annotation of a GenBank genome assembly. Lineage: Eukaryota; Viridiplantae; Streptophyta; Magnoliopsida; Solanales; Convolvulaceae.
AGCUUUUGAAGUCUAUUUUUAUAAUUGAGUGGUCUCAAUUCGAGAGGAGAGAGCAAUCAUCCAAAAAUCGAUCUGGAACGAGCAGAGGUCUGUGAACUCGAGCUGUGAGAGUGCUGAGACUGUUUGGUCGAUAUCUCGAGUUUUACAAAUCCAAUUAAGGCGUGUGAGAUACCCACAGAAAGCUCUCAAGACGAGGAAUCCGUGAAGGUCUGGUUUGCAGGAAUCGGAGUUGUGGAAGGCUUCCAAAUCGUCCGAGAAAAACGCAACCUCGCAGGAGAGGAUUCAAUCCUCUAAAGAAUCGAGUUAGCCGGAAAACACCCGUUCUAGGGGCUGUUUUUGUAUCAACGAUUCGGAUUUGAAAUAGCAACUUGAGGAGGCUGUUUAGCACCCAUUUUCAAGUAAGGAACUAGUUCCCAAUCUUCCUUAGCCGAGGCUUUGGUCAUUGGAUCGAGAAGGAAAGUUUUAAAGCUCAUUUGAGUUUCAGGUAGGACUUGAAGGUUGCUACCACGCCCGUUGUUUCGGGAAGGUCAAAGGAGGAGGACGUGGUUCGUGCUUCUUCCGUUUCUGUUUUAAACAAUUACAAUAAUGCUCAUGGAAAUUAUUUUGAAUACUAUUUGGGGGCUUGUAUGCCCAUGUUUGCCACGUGUGGCUUGAAUACGUGUAUUAAUGUUUCCGCUGCUUUAAAUGAAUAUUUUACAUUAUGUUUGUUUAUGGAUGUACUAUGUGUGAAUGGUAUUCAAGACGCCUAGUAUAGUAUGGAUGAGUUGGACUGCGGUUGACUAUUCGUACUGUACGGCGGGUUGUUGACGUGUCCGGUAGGUCCGGGGCGUGACAAUUUAAUUGGUAUCAGAGCCUUAGUCCGUAAACUUCAUAAUGAAGCUUCAAAAUCUCUUUUUGAAAAACGAAUUUGAAAACCAUGAGCAUAAAAGUUUUGUACUUAUAGAACUUUUGGUACUUGAGUUGCAAAGUCUCUAAUUGUUAAGAUGGUACCCUUAACAAUUGGUAUGACGGUGAUUUGAGCCGAAAGGUGUCUUUAAGUACCUAUCCGUCACUUGACACUUGAUACGAGCCUAAUGGCUCAUUCUAAACUUCUUUCAGAAAUGGAACGCACCGGUAGAGUGACUCGACGGAACCCGACUGGCCAGGUGCUGGGAGGAUCCCAACGUGGCAGUCAGGGGGGAUCAAGAGAGUCUGGGGGACAGGGCCGAGCAAGCCACUCGCUGACCGUGAGUGGCGGUCACGUGGAAACAAUAGAUGAGCACUAUGAGUCCGAGGAGGAUUCAACUUACCAACCGGGAACUGAGCCGGUUGACACCCCAUAUGAUGGGGAACACGAUGAUGCUAGUGAUGAGAGUGAUGAUAAUGACGCUCUUGAACGGAUUGAGGAAUUGCUCCGGCAAUACCAACAAGAUCGCCAAAGGCGCCGGGCAAGGCGUGCUUUGGAAGGGGCUUCGAGGAGAGGAAGCCGCGCGACUCCUAGGGAGAGCAUUGAACUCCGAGGAGGUCGAGGUGCCGAGGUUCCUAUCAUAAGGAUCUCAAAGUACCUAAAGGAGGCAAGAGACUUGGGAUGUAAACCGUUUGAUGGAACGGGAGACAUCUCCGUGGCGGCCGAGUGGAUCAAGAGAUUCAAUGAAGCGGCCCUUGAUAUGCAGCUGCCACCCCAUAUGAAGAUGAGAGUGGCAACAAGAUUGCUAGAAGGAAUGGCGUCCACGUGGUGGGACGGUGUCAAAGGGAAGUACGGUGAGGCGGUCACUUGGGAGAACUUCAGGCAAGAAUUCUUUAGCCAAUACUACUCCGACUUCGAGGUGAACUUGAAGAGGAGGGAGUACACGAAUUUGACCCAAGGAGGGGAAUGCACGGUGAAGGAACUUGAACACAAGUUCAGAAAGCUUGCUGAGUUCAUACCGGAGUACAUUUGUGAUGAAAAUCGGAUGGUGAACCAUUUCUGGGAUGCCUUGGACCUUGACAUACGUGAGAGGGCAACACAAUUGCCUAAUAUGACAUUUAGUCAAGUGGUGGAACAAGGUUUAAAGGGAGAGAAGGAGUGGGAAGAGAGGAAGCGAAGAAAUGCCGAGGAGGCAAAGAAAAGAAAAUGGGAGAACCAUGGCCCCCAAGGUUCAAACAAGAAGAUGAAUCACGGGGGAGGAGGAUCCUUCAGGGCACCCGCACCACCAUCAAGGGGGAAUCCCAACAUGGGCGGGCAAAACUCGGGGUUACAAGCCUCGACGAAGCCUAAGUGCAGGAAUUGCAAGAGAAAUCACGAGGGCAAAUGUCGUGAUCCCCCACGGUGCUACCAAUGCGGAGAUACGGGGCACAUAAGGCCUAAUUGCCCUCAACUUGGUGGGAACCGGUCAUCAGGACCAAACGUGGCAACCACGGUGAGUAGAAACCGGGGUGGGGCACCCAAUGCAAGCACGAACCACGGCGGGGCAAGUACAAGCAACGCACCCUCCGUGAACCAAGGAAGGACUCAGGCGAGAGUGUACGCAAUGACCGAGGCCGAUGCUCGGGCUAAUCCCGACUGCGUCGCAGGUAAUACACUUAUUCUGGUCAUUUCUAGGCUUACUUUGAUCAUAUACGUCGUUGGGAUUGAGUACGGGCCACCCCGGGGUCAAACCGGGUGAGUUAGGCCUAAUCGGGCUGGAAACAGCCACUGCUGGCCAGGCACGCCCGCAGGCACGCCGUGCCUGGCAUCGUGCCUGGAAGGCAGUGGCACCCGAAGAAAAAAAAAAAAAAAAAAAAAAAAAAAAAAAAAAAAAAUUUGGGCCAGGCACGGCCGCAGGCACGCCGUGCCUGGCGUCGUGCCUGGAAGGCAGUGGCGCCCCGAAGAAAAUUUGGCCAGGCACGGCCACAGGCACGCCGUGCCUGGCACCGUGCCUGGGAGGCAGUGGCGAGCAUGGGGACUCCUAUGCACGCACGGCCGUGCGUGCUACCCAGGCACGCCGUGCGUGAACCCCCGGCAACCGAAAACUUAGUUUUUCACUCCGUUCUUCUACGUUUGGACCCCCGUUUGAUUCCAAACAUUAAUAUGAACCUAAUAACCUCCUAAUGAUGUGUAAAAACAUUAGAAAAGGUAUCUCACAUGGUGUAUACAUGUAAGAACAUUAAAGAUCAAUGGUAGGUGCGCGAGGAUCCUUAUCGAUACCGGAGCGCAACGUUCAUUCGUAAGUAAGGCGUUCGCCGAGGGCUUAGAGAUACAAUCAAUACCAAUGACGCAAACCUUAGUGGUAUCAACACCACUAGGGGAAGACGUUGAAAGAACCAAGUACUAUCCAUCUUGUGUGGUGGAAAUCGGUGGCCAAACCUUGACGUGUGAUUUCGUACCGCUGAGUAUGAUGGAGUUCGAUGCAAUCCUAGGGAUGGAUUGGCUAGAAAAGCAUCAUGCUAGGGUAGAUUGCUACACAAAGGUCUUGGAACUCGAAGGCAACGAUGGGGAUACCCUACGCUUCGAGGGGGACCGAGGCAAAUCAAACAGCUGUAUCAUAUCCGCUGUGAGGGCGAGAAGUAUGAUGAGAAAGGGAUGCCACGCUUAUCUAGCAUACGUGGUUGACAAGACCAAGGAGGAAUCGAACAUCGACGACGUGAGGGUGGUUGGUAAGUACCCGGAUGUCUUCCCAAAGGACCUGCCGGGGCUUCCACCUGGUAGGGAGAUUGAAUUUGUGAUCGAGGUCGAGCCCGGCACCAAACCAAUCUCCAUACCGCCAUACCGUAUGGCACCCGCUGUACUUAACGAGUUGAAAACCCAAUUGCGAGAGCUUUUGGAUAAUGGUUUCAUUAGACCAAGCCACUCCCCGUGGGGAGCACCGGGUCUUUUUGUGAAAAAGAAAGAUGGGACACUUCGAAUGUGCAUUGACUAUCGUCAACUGAACAAGGUCACAAUCAAGAAUAGGUAUCCUUUGCCUAGGAUUGAUGACUUGUUUGAUCAACUACGAGGAGCAACCGUGUUUUCGAAGAUUGACUUGAGGUCGGGGUACCAUCAAUUGAAGAUUAAGGAAGACGACAUACCAAAGAGUGAUUUCCGCACAAGGUAUGGGCAUUUUGAGUUCCUGGUUAUGUCGUUUGGGUUAACAAACGCCCCAGCGGCAUUCAUGGACUUGAUGAACCGAGUAUUCCAUAAAUACUUGGAUCGAUUCGUGAUUGUGUUCAUAGAUGACAUCUUGAUUUACUCAAAGAGUGAGGAAGAGCAUGAAGAGCACUUGAUACUCGUUCUUGAGACACUACGGGAGAAGCAACUCUAUGCCAAAUUUUCUAAGUGUGAAUUUUGGCUAAAGGAGAUUGGCUUUCUCGGGCACGUGGUUUCAGGAUCGGGAAUUGCUGUUGAUAACAAGAAGAUAGAGGCCAUUACUGAAUGGGAGCGGCCGGAGAACGUCAAGGGAAUUCGUAGUUUCCUUGGAUUGGCAGGCUACUACAGAAAGUUCAUGGAGAAGUUCUCUGUUUUGGCAUCACCAUUGACGAAGCUCACUCGUAAAGGAGCUAAGUUUGUAUGGGAUGAUAAAUGUGAGAAAGGGUUCAUGGAACAAAAAAAAAAAAAAAGAGAUUGACCGAGGCACCGGUACUUGCAUUACCCAAACAGGGUGUGGGGUACGAUGUCUAUAGCGAUGCGAACAUCCAAGGGUUUGGGUGUGUGUUGAUGCAGGAGGGGGAGAGUAAUUGCCUAUGCUUCACGACAGUUGAAGAAGCAUGAGGUAAAUUACCCUACCCAUGAUCUGGAGCUGGGAGCAGUAGUGUUUGCACUGAAGGUUUGGAGACAUUAUCUCUACGGAGAGACAUGUCACAUAUAUACUGAUCAUAAGAGCUUGAAGUACGUGUUUACUCAGAAAGAGUUAAACAUGAGACAGAGACGGUGGAUGGAGUUGAUAAAGGACUACCAUCUAGUUAUUGAGUACCAUCCAGGUAAGGCAAACGUUGUAGCAGAUGCCCUCAGUCGGAAGAGUUCGUCUGGGGCAUUGUUGACUAGUUUGAGGGCACUGAGGGCCCAAUUGGAUGUAUCUAGCGACGGUGCCUUAUUGGCAUGAUUCGAGGUGAGACCGACCUUACUUGAUGAGGUCAAGAAGGGUCAAGAGACUGACAUAGAACUUAUAAAGGUCCGGGAACGCAUGCAAGCGGGACUGGUGGAGGAUUUCAGGGAAAGAGAUGAUGGUCUCUUGUUAUUUCGUGACCGAGUGUGUGUACCGUCAGAUGAGGAGCUCCGAAAGUCCAUCUUAGAGGAGGCUCAUUCAUCGGCUUAUGCCAUGCACCCGGGGGGCACGAAAAUGUACCGUGAUUUGAAAGGAAGUUACUGGUGGUCUGGAAUGAAGAGGGAAAUAGCCGAGUACAUCAGUCGAUGCCUUACUUGUCAGCAGGUUAAGGCAGAACAUCAGCAAGAAAGGUGAAGAAACAGAGGAGUAAAGAAGUCCCAAUGGUUAAAGUACCUUGGAAGAGCGACCGGGUCGAAGAAGAGACAUGGGAAACAGAGGCUUUGACGAGGAAGCAGUAUGCUUUCCUAUUCAAGUAGAGCUGUGAAUUUCGGGGACGAAAUUCCUGUUAAGGGGGGGUGAACUUGUGACACCGCACCCGAACGUCCUUGAAAAAAAUUCAAGUUAAAAAUUCAAAGUUUACGUAUUGAAUUUCUGAUUCCCAAAAAAAAAUUGUAAAUGAUUGAUGAUUUUACGUAAUUAAUGAUCGAUUAUUAUACCGUCCGAACUCGCAUAUUAGUGUCGGGCUUGUGAAUACUCAUUUGGGCCUUAUUAAUAAAUAAAAGAGCCUAACAUUAUCUAAGUAGCGAUACAUAACGUUUCAGGACAAGUUGAAGAAGGGCGGGCAGCCCAGAUAUUAUUUUGGGCUCAACCCGCUAAAAUAGCAAGUAUUCGAGGACGGCGUCGUAGGCCCACUCGGGGGCGACCCACACGGCUAGUAGCCCGAUAAUAUGGAUAACAAAUGUCAAAAUAAGUGAUAGGAUGAUUUGAGAAGAAUACAAAUGCCUAUAACCCCACCUUUGGCCUUAUUGAGCUAAAUAAUGGGAGUAGGAUUUUCCUUCUAUAAUAUCUAUCAAGUAAAUUAUUGGGAUGAGCCUACACAUAUUGGAGAUCAAUAAUGUGAUUUGAGAAGUUGACUUGUUCUAAAUAAAUUAGGAUGAGUACAAAAAGACAUCUUUUGACAAAGAUAAAACAAUAGGACCCAUUUUCCCCAUUUUUGGAAGCAUUGGUAGAUAAUUUGGAUCCCAAAAUGAUUGGGAUCAAUUGGGAACCACUCCACAUGAUAUUAGUACCUGCAAGACAAAUAAAAAUGGGUUAGUAGACUUACCUUGGCCGGCCAUUAUGGAGAAGAGCUGCACAUGACUUGAUAAGAAUCAAAGUUUGGGGCCACCACUCUUAUUUUCGCACAAAUUGGUGUGCUGUUUGUCUCCUCUCAUUAUAGGAGCUAUCCUCAACCAAAUAACGUGUAUGAGGUGUCCUUGGAUAGCUUUUGAAGUCUAUUUUUAUAAUUGAGUGGUCUCAAUUCGAGAGGAGAGAGCAAUCAUCCAAAAAUCGAUCUGGAACGAGCAGAGGUCUGUGAACUCGAGCUGUGAGAGUGCUGAGACUGUUUGGUCGAUAUCUCGAGUUUUACAAAUCCAAUUAAGGCGUGUGAGAUACCCACAGAAAGCUCUCAAGACGAGGAAUCCGUGAAGGUCUGGUUUGCAGGAAUCGGAGUUGUGGAAGGCUUCCAAAUCGUCCGAGAAAAACGCAACCUCGCAGGAGAGGAUUCAAUCCUCUAAAGAAUCGAGUUAGCCGGAAAACACCCGUUCUAGGGGCUGUUUUUGUAUCAACGAUUCGGAUUUGAAAUAGCAACUUGAGGAGGCUGUUUAGCACCCAUUUUCAAGUAAGGAACUAGUUCCCAAUCUUCCUUAGCCGAGGCUUUGGUCAUUGGAUCGAGAAGGAAAGUUUUAAAGCUCAUUUGAGUUUCAGGUAGGACUUGAAGGUUGCUACCACGCCCGUUGUUUCGGGAAGGUCAAAGGAGGAGGACGUGACGCCUAGUAUAGUAUGGAUGAGUUGGACUGCGGUUGACUAUUCGUACUGUACGGCGGGUUGUUGACGUGUCCGGUAGGUCCGGGGCGUGACAGAAGAGAGAUAAGGGAGAAAGCUAAACUGCUAGGGGACCAAUUCAAUGCUACGAGGAUGUCCGUUUCGGCCCGGUCAUGACGAAGACGAGUACUAGAGACAGUGCUUCGAGCUAAGUGAGGGGGAGUCACUCAUUGUCUUUUUCAGGUUCAAGAUAUUAUUAAGCAAGGCUAUUAUUGGAGAGUUGGAAAUGGGCUGGAUAUCAACAUAUGGACUGAGCCUUGGCUUCCGGAUAAAAGUCAAUCCAAAGUAGUGACUACUCCUGUAAUGGGGCUGGAGCAAGCUCAGGUCGGGAACCUUAUGUGCGCUGGGGAAAAGAGGUGGGAUCUGGACCUUCUCAAAGACUUAUUUGUGCAACGGGAUGUUGAUAUCAUUCAGGGAAUUCCGUUAAGCCAUAGGAAUGUACCAGAUAGAGUGUGCUAGAGAUGGGAGAACUCGGGCCAGUUCUCUGUUAGUAGUUGUUACUGUGCUAUAACUGGAGAGAUUGCAUCUGGGGAUUGGGUCGGGUGGUCGGAGAUGUGACGGUGGAAAGUGCCACCAAAGGUGAAGCAGUUCUUCUGGCAAGCAUAUUGCGGUCUUCUCCCGAUGAAGGAUAAUCUCAUGGUCCGGAGAAUAAAUUGCACAAGAUGUUUGUGGUUUGUGUGGGAUGAAUGUAGAGUCUCUAUUUCACUUGUUCAUUUCUUGCUCAAUAUCGAAGGAAGCUUGGAACUCGGUAGGAUGGAGCUGGACGGAUUCUGCUGCGGGGUCUUUUCUGGAGCAAAUCCGACGGGAAUUUCAAAUGAAGAAUACUGAGGACUUAUGCAAGCUGAUUUGGGGGGUUGUGGAUUAUGGGGAGAGCGAAAUAACAGAAUCUUGGGGAGCUUGUACUAAUCCGAAGCAGGUCAUGAGGAAAGCUCGGGUGUAUGUCGAGGGUUGGCGUCUUGCUCAGAAAGGUGCAGGCGGGCAGACCAGCCACGGAGGAAUGGACACUCUAUGUGUUGGAAAAAUCCAGCUCCUGGUAGGCUGAAACUGAAUGUGGAUGCGGCAAUCAGGGAAAAUAGGAGCGUGCUGGGUUGGAUUCUUAGAGAUGAUUCUGUUAAUUUUAUUGCAGGUAUGUCGAAGGUCUGGAUAGGAGUCUUGUCUCCGUUGGUAGCUGAGUUGAUAGGGAUUCGGGAAGCUUUGAGCUGGGCUAAAGGAAGAGGAUGGGAUCGGGUGGACGUGGAGUCAGAUUCAUCAGGAGCAAUUUCGGAGAUACUAAAGGAGUCAAGCAUUUCCUUAGUAGGCGUCUUGGAUGGUGAUAUUCGAGAGAUAGCAUCUUGUUUUAUGGACAUCUCUUUUUUUCAUGUCAAGCGAUCAGCGAACAGGGCAUCUCACGAAUUAGCUAAAGCUGCUUGUUCUGUGUUUGAUUGUAUUUGUAUGAGCGUUUUUCCUCCUCACUUUAUUACUCAUGUAUUAAACACCAAUUCUUUGAAUGCAAGUUAAUCUUUUUCUUUUCAAAAAAUUGAGGUGGAAG